AUUAUUUUACUUGGUAAGAGUGGAAUUGGUAAAAGUUCUUUUGGUAAUUAUUUGCUGAGAGCCCAGAAGUUCCGUACACGUGAACUAGAAGACGGAGAAACCGAGGAAUGCCAGAUCGAGCGAACAGACAGUAUGGUGGUAGUGGAUACCCCUGGAUUUUUCUCAAAGUACCGGUCAGAUGUGGAUGUCGGUAAAGAAAUUAUGGAAACAAUAAGAGUAAAUAAUUUGUCAAUAAAUGUUUAUAUAUUGGUUCUGGGUGCUGACAGAAAAGUGACACAGAGUUCGAUAGAUUCAGUAGAGUUUAUAAAGAAACUGUUUGGAGAAAAAGUCAUUAAUAAUAUGAUUAUAGUUUUCACUGGAAAACAUGAUAAAAAUAAAUUUCGGUUUUCAGAAUAUCUACCACGGAUUCCUUAUUUUCUGCUCGAUUGUAAACAU
This is a messenger RNA of Lottia gigantea (owl limpet), 435 nucleotides long. RefSeq lists its product as hypothetical. Gene Ontology annotation, molecular function: GTP binding. The annotation marks the transcript as partial. Lineage: Eukaryota; Metazoa; Mollusca; Gastropoda; Lottiidae. The transcript has a single exon. The record is from RefSeq and is a predicted model, not a curated record.